Messenger RNA from Aspergillus campestris IBT 28561, 870 nucleotides. RefSeq names its product oxidoreductase. The coding region runs from base 1 to 870 and encodes 289 amino acids. Gene Ontology annotation, cellular component: lipid droplet; endoplasmic reticulum. Gene Ontology annotation, molecular function: triacylglycerol lipase activity; acylglycerone-phosphate reductase (NADP+) activity. Gene Ontology annotation, biological process: phosphatidic acid biosynthetic process; triglyceride catabolic process. Lineage: Eukaryota; Fungi; Ascomycota; Eurotiomycetes; Eurotiales; Aspergillaceae. The transcript is spliced from 3 exons. The record is from RefSeq and is a predicted model, not a curated record.
AUGGGCGACUCUCCAGAAUCAAAAACAAUCACACUCCCCACAGCGUUAAUCACAGGAUGUAGCGACGGCGGAAUCGGCUCUUCGCUCGCCAAAGCGUUCCAUGCACGCGGCGUCCACGUCUUCGCGACCACGCGCAAGCUGUCCAAAAUGACCGGCCUCGAGGGCCUGCCGAACGUGACGCGGCUGGAGCUCGACGUGGAGUCUCCGUCCAGUGUAGCCGCCGCAAAGGAGACGGUCAUCGCCGCAACCAGCGGCGACGGCCGCUUGAAUUACCUAGUCAACAACUCCGGGGUGAAUCUUAACUUUCCGGCCGUCGAGACAGAUAUCAAGGAGGCGAAGAAGGUCUUUGAUGUCAAUUUUUGGGGCGUCGUCUCCGUCACCAAUACGUUUUUGCCGCUACUUAUUGCCUCCAACGGGAUGAUCAUCAAUAACGUGUCUCUUGCGGGCGCUUUGUAUGCGCCAUGGGGUUCAUUCUACGCUGCUUCGAAGGCGGCCCUGCGCACAUAUAGCGAAACUCUCCGUCUCGAGCUGGCCCCGUUGGGCGUCAAGGUCAUGACCGUUAUGACUGGUUUGGUGACUUCCCAGAUCUUCGACAACGCCCAACAUAACUACCUGGCUGAGACCUCCCAUUACACACCGGCGGCGGCAGAAAUUGCUUCCCUUUCCAGUGGUCGUACUGUCAAGUCUCACUCGAUGUCCACGGCAGUGUAUGCGCAGAGAGUGGUGGACGAUGCAAUUGGAGGCCGGAGUGGAGAGCGCUGGAGGGGGAACAUGGCGUCCGUGACGUGGUUGUGCACUUGGUUGCUUCCGACCUGGUUGAUUGACAUUGUGCUUGUUUCUACCAGUGGACUGAAGCACAUGGUGAAGUGA